Messenger RNA from Hirundo rustica (Barn swallow), 5855 nucleotides. It is a transcript of the gene GCNT1, whose product is annotated as glucosaminyl (N-acetyl) transferase 1. Lineage: Eukaryota; Metazoa; Chordata; Aves; Passeriformes; Hirundinidae. Bases 384 to 1664 code for a protein of 426 amino acids. The record is from RefSeq and is a predicted model, not a curated record. The transcript is spliced from 3 exons. Gene Ontology annotation, cellular component: membrane. Gene Ontology annotation, molecular function: beta-1,3-galactosyl-O-glycosyl-glycoprotein beta-1,6-N-acetylglucosaminyltransferase activity.
GGCGUGGUCCCGAAGCGGGUGGCAGCCGGGCUGGCCUGGAACAUCGCUCUUCCCGGGCGCCGUACCCUGCGGAGCUUCGCAGCGCUACUCCAGGAGCCGCCGUAUCGUCGGGCAGCUCUUUCCUGGUGGUAUUUCUAAGCUCAUAUGUGGGAUGUUGAAGAGACUAUCUCUCAUAAAAGUCUUGAAUGCCUGCAGGGACUUUUUGCAAGUGAGAACUAAAGCAUGACUACCAUCCAGGAAGUGAGUGGAUUUUUCCUUCCAUUUCCCUGAAAAUCUUGCCAAAUUCCCAAGAAACACAAAAUUCUUUUCUGAAGUUGUUGAAACUCAUAUGAACAGAGAAGAGGACCUUUUUUUUAGCCCUAUAAAGCUACCUGGUAUUUGAAAUGCUGAAGAGGAAAUUACGGUUUUGCUACAACUUGCGCUUCAGGCUUUUCUUGGGUCUAACUCUCAUUUUAGUAACAAUUUCAGUUUUGAAAGUAAACCAGAAAGAAGACUUCCUAAAUCGGAGACAUCUGGAGCUAACAAAAGAAGAUCCUAUUAGCAAUGUUAACUGCACCAAGAUUAUUGAGGGGGAUAUAGAAGAAAUACAAAAGGUACAGCUUGAGGCAUUAUCAGUAUCAUUUAAGAAACGCCCCAGACUAACAACAGAUGAUUAUAUUAACAUGACUGCAGACUGUGCCUCCUUCACCAAGACUAGGAAAUACAUUAUGGAGCCUCUCAGUAAUGAAGAAGCAGAAUUUCCAAUUGCUUACUCAAUAGUGGUUUAUCACAAAAUUGAGAUGCUUGAUAGGCUUCUAAGAUCAAUCUACACUCCACAGAAUUUUUACUGCAUUCAUGUGGACAAAAAGUCUCCAGAAUCAUUUUUUGCUGCUGUGAAGGGAAUAGUCUCAUGUUUUGAUAAUGUCUUUAUUUCCAGCCAGUUAGAGAGUGUGGUAUAUGCUUCAUGGAGCAGAGUGCAGGCAGACAUUAACUGCAUGAAAGAUCUCUACAGAAGAAGUUCGAACUGGAAAUACCUAAUAAACCUGUGUGGUAUGGAUUUUCCUAUAAAGACCAACCAAGAAAUUGUAGAGAAAUUAAAAGCCCUUAAGGGUGAAAACAGCUUGGAAACAGAAAAAAUGCCUGUUUAUAAAGAAGUAAGGUGGAAGAAACACCAUGAGAUUAUUGAUGGUAAAAUAAAGAACACAGGCAUAGACAAACAACUACCACCCCUCAGCACUCCAGUUUUUUCUGGCAGUGCCUAUUUUGUAGUUAGCAGAAGCUUUGUAGAAUAUGUACUAGAAAACAGCAAAAUACUUAAGUUCAUUGAGUGGGCAAAAGAUACUUACAGCCCAGAUGAGUACCUGUGGGCAACAAUCCAGAGAAUCCCUGAAGUCCCAGGUGCAUUUUCUUCCAGUGACAAGUACGAUGUUUCUGACAUGAAUGCACUGGCCAGGUUUGUCAAGUGGCAGUACUUUGAAGGUGAUGUGUCCAAAGGUGCCCCCUACCCGCCAUGCAGUGGUGUUCACAUUCGCUCUGUUUGUGUUUUUGGAGUAGGAGACUUGAACUGGAUGCUACGAAACCACCACUUAUUUGCUAAUAAGUUUGAUACUGAUGUUGACCCUUUUGCAGUGAAAUGCUUGGAAGAGUAUUUGCGGCACAAAGCUCUGUAUCUGCAAAAGAACUGAAAUGUGUGCUCCUGCUAGGAAACAUAGGUACAAAUAUUUUUCUGCAAUGUACUUUAUUUAACAUGUUACAGCAAUGGUGGUGGUGCUGAUAAUGGGUAUAAUGACUCUCACCAUGUUGGUGUGGUGGUGCUCAUGCCCUGCCUUGUCCAUGGACAAGGGGGAGAAAAGACAUGUCUCCAGUAUGCCUUGUGGCACACUGAGGCUUGGAGCUUUAGGUACAAAAUCAGACAGCAGUUUUUGGGAAGCCAGCUAUUUGGAAUAUUUAUUAUCUAGAAGGUAUAAUUAAUGGUCUUCCUUUGGCUAAACUGGUUUAAGCCAUAGAAAAUGCAUGCUGUUCAUGGUUAUUCUUAAUUUUUUCCCCAUGAAUGCAAUGCUAGCUGGAAGAGAAAAAUGGGGUGGGGUAAUGUUGUAAUGCAUUAACAUUGUGUUUCAUCAGAUUUGUAAUCACAUGGUUUGUCCUUGCCCAGCUGUAACCCAACUCUGUUUCCCGCCCACUUUAUCCCUGAUUGGGUAGUGUCUUGUCCCUGCCUCUGGGCCCUGCCCCCUGGGGGAAAAAGCCCCUGCAGGGGCAGGGCCUAGGUCUCUCUGGCACCAGUGAGCCAUUGGGAAGAUCUCCAGCCAGGCAGGGAAGGACUCGAGAAUAAAAGCUGUUAUAUCCCACCCGGUGAAACAGAGCAGACUCUUUUCCUUUUGCCAUUGGUGGUCGUCUAGUCUCGUAAAGAAAUACAACAUCUGGCGCAGAUCAAAUACAACAUUACGUGCAGAUCGAAGCCAUAGAAGGUUCCCAAAAAGCUGGAAGAACCACUCAGGGAUCAUGUGGCCGAGGAAUUUGACGCAGGUAUGCAAGUCAUGAAAAGUAGCCCACAUAUGCAGAGACACAGACCCGUCAGACUUGGCAUUCGCUGUGGAGUCUCCGAAACACAGGAUUUCACAGGGAAGGCUGUAGUUCUCUCCUUUGGACUUAAAUAACCCAUUGAAGUGCUGCGAAGAAGCCCCCCAAACAGCAAGCUGCUCCCAGGGAAGGUGGCCACAUGUUCGUGGAAAGAUGACCCUGGGAUCUGGGACUAGAAGCUCUUUUUCCUUCUAGAAAGGGUCAGUCUCAGGCAAAAGGAGUGAUGGGGAAAGAAAGGAAAGGAACGCUGGAUUUUUGGUGAGUACCACUUCCAGUUUUCUAAGGGAAAAUCUUUUUCAGAGGCAUUAAACAUCAGAGAAAAGGGUUUUUUCUCUUUCAGGGAAGGUUUUUGCUUUCAGAGUAAACCUUCAAAGUGCUUUAAUAGCACGCUUCUUUUGGCAGCCUGGGGGCGGAGGGUGGAAAAGGAAACUGUUUCCCCUUUUGGCUCUUUUUGGCUCUUUUUUUCUCCCCAGCGAGGUUUUUUUUCCUUUCAGUUUCUCAGUCACAGUUAAAGGGGACACAGAAACUCAAAAUCUGAGCCAAAAAUGGGUCCUAGGCUGUCUGUGUCUCAAAAAAGAGUCUAUUAUCAAAUUUUAAGUGACUUGGAUGAUGGCGGGACCCAUUGUUCAAAGAAACAGCUGAAAAAAUUAACUCUGUGGUUGUUUUCUCGGUUUCCACAUGUAUUAUUAGAGCAAAUGAGCUUCCCGGAAUUUUGGGAGGCUAUAACAAAAAAAAUAGUUGAAUCUGGCCCCUCUAAUAAUAAAGAAAAUGCAAAUUUUGCUUUUUAUAGCUUAAAAAUUAAGUUUGCAUUGCAAAAGCAAAAUGGAAAGGGAAAAAAGCCAGUUCUUUGUGAAUUUUCCCCAGCUUGUACCUUUGCAGGCAGUCCGAGUGCUCAAAACCUCCCAUCUUAGUGGUCCCCAGGUGGGGGGGUCACAAGAUGGAGGGGAUUCCGUUGUCCAAAAUGGCCGAAGCCAUGUGCUCUCGAGCCACGAGGAGUCUCUCUCUCCCUUUGUCUGUCCCUCCUUCCCGCAAUCACUUCCUCUCCCCAGACCACUCCUUCUCUUAUGUGCCACCCCCAGCACUGCCCUCUCCUCUGAUUCUGCCCCCUACCCUCAAACCUCCACCCUCCAACUCCUCCCCAUGUGACUCAAGCCUCCAGCCCCUCCCUGCCCCUGGUUCCCACGGUUUCCCUGCCCACAGUCCCGGUUCCCAUGCCCCAGAGGGAGUGGGGGGAGCUGGGAACCUGGAAGCAGGAAGCGAUCCCGGCUUUUCUGCCACCCCUGUCACAUAUCAACAGUCAAAAAGAGGGAGUACUGUCCACAGUAAUUGGGACCCCUUCCCCCAGCAAGCGAUUCAGGAUUUAUGCAAAGCUCAGGCCAAAUUUGAAUAUGAAAGAGAAUACUUUUGCAACCGUUUAAAAGCAAAAUUAGCAGGGAAUACUACAGUUCCCUUUGACCUCCAAAAAGAUUUACUUUCGGAGCUUUGGCAAAAUCCUGAAACGGCUGUUGAUAAUAAGAAUUUGCCAAUUCAAUUAGCAACCCAGCCUGAUAAGUCUUUCCAAACUUACAGUAAAAUAAAGCAGCUUCCAUCAGAACCUUUAGUAACGUUUGUGGAGUGAUUAACCCGAGCUAUCGAGUUACAGGUUAAGAAUGAAGGAGGCCAGGAACAGGUCCUGGAGGAGAUGGCACUGGCCAAUGCAAACGAAUGGUGCAAAGCAGCUAUCCUCAGCCUGUCUAUAGAACUGGCUCCAACUUCACAUGACAUGCUCCAGGUGUGUGCCAGGAAGAUGCCCUUCACAAAAGCUCAUCAAAACCACAGUUCCAGAGUCAAGCUGCCACAAAAAGCUGCUGUUGCAGACACCGUGCCUCCUGUGCCUGUGCCACGGCCAGCACCCAAGAGAGGAACAACGUGUCUCGUGUGCGAUCAGGUUGGACAUUGGGCAUCUCAAUGCCCUUUAAAGAAGCAAUUUCUGGACUUUCGGGACAAUGGGGGCGGGAGGUCUCAAAGGUCCAAAGGGAAUUUUUCAAAAAAAAAUAGAAAAUGUAAAUGUUAAACUAAAUAAUCGUGCUUUAACCAGUUCUGCCUUUCAGCAAAAGUCACCGGAUAUGAUAGUAAAGGAUACAGCAACCAGAGAAACAAAAAGUCCUCAUGAUCAGGUCACCUGGGGUCGUGGGUAUGCCUGUGUGUCCACUCCCCCAGGUCCCAAGUGGGUGCCAGCUGGGUGGGUGAAACCUUUCAUCCCUAAAACUGCAAAGCCACCUGCAGAGGCCCCACAAGUGGCCAGUGCUGCCUGGAGGAGGAGAAAGCACCGAACCUUCUCCUUCUAAUUAUCAUUAUUCCUUAACAGUGUUUUUCUAGACAGUUUGUUUGCACUAAAGGUCAUUUUUCUUCUGCAACUUUAAAGGUACUCAAGGUCUGAACUCUGAGCAUCUGCCAUGAACCGAGCCUUCCUCCUUCUUAAUUUAAUAAGAAAAGGGAAAAUGUUGUAAUGCAUUAAUAUUGUGUUUCAUCGGAUUUGUAAUCACGUGGUUUUGUCCUUGCCCAGCUGUAACCCAACUCUGUUUCCCGCCCACUUUAUCCCUGAUUGGGUAGUGUCUUGUCCCUGCCUCCGGGCCCUGCCCCGUCGGGGGAAAAGCCGCCACAUGGGCAGGGCCUCAUCUCUCUCUGGCACCGGUGAGCCAUUGGGAAAGAUCUCCAGCCAGGCAGGGCAGGACUCGAGAAUAAAAGCUGUUAUAUCCCACCCGGUGAAAGAGAGCAGACUCUUUUCCUUUUGCCAUUGGUGGUCGUCUAGUCUCGUAAAGAAAUACCACAGGGUAAAAAGCAGCUGGACUGCACUUCAUACUGAGUACUGAAAGAUCUCAGGAAUAUAACAUUAGAAAUUACCUAAAAGCUAUGCAAAUGGGGAUAUGCAAAGCCAGGUGUUACCAUUUUACUUAGAUCUGUUUGCUGCAGUUCUAUGUAAUUCUCAAUCCUCUUGAAAAUUUUGUUUUCAGCAUGGAGUAUUAAGGAAUUCAAAUUUUUCUUUUGUAUUCUUAAAGCACCCUGAUACUGUGAUAUAAAGUUUAUACACUAGUUUGUAAUUACAUUUUCUCAGGGAAACUUCAGUUUUGUGCCUGAUGAGAUUUAGACUUGUAAUUUUACAUUUCUUACUGUAUGGGGAGUUUCGCUUUUGUAUCCAAAAUCAGUCAAGUUUCUCAAAACUUAAAGAGCUGCAGUACUGUCUAAAUAUUACUGAUGAAACUGCUGGUUUCUGCUUUCUGUCAAGCUCAACUUGCAUUCCAGAUUAUUUUAACAUUAAG